Molecule: messenger RNA, 1332 nt
Organism: Anisakis simplex (herring worm)
Lineage: Eukaryota; Metazoa; Nematoda; Chromadorea; Rhabditida; Anisakidae
Source: the annotation of a GenBank genome assembly
AUGUCGUUGGUAAUCGAACGUGCCCGGAGUGCUGCAAACGCACUGGUUGUCGUCGGUGGCAUAAGUGUUAUGAACGGCUUCCUGGCUGGCUGCAUUCAAGCCGAAAAGUCUUACACCAUGCAACACUACACCAAUACGCACUGGAUUACGACCGUGUCAAUAUUCGCGGCUCUGUCGGCCACAUUCCUGCGUUCAUUCACCACUCUGUCGCAUUCGUUGAUUCUGAUGAUCACAACGAAUCUGUUUGCGAUCACUGUGGCGGCUGCAGCGGCGAUCGCUGAUGCCUUCAAUGUGCUCAUCGUUCUGAGAGAUUUUCAAGCGAUCCUGGCCAAUGUCUACUUCUCAAAGAUACAAGUUUAUGGUAUGAUUGGCUACAGUAUGCUUGAUUUCUUGUUGUGUUGCAUUACGGUAGUGUUGAUUGCAACGAUCCUGGGUGCGUGCAUCGGCGGCAUUAUUGAGACGAGAAUUCAACUGCGUUCAUCGUGGAUGCUUUCACUGGGCAUUUCACUGAUCGUUGUUUCGGUGCUGAAACUAUUCGCAUGGCUAUACGAAUUGCACUGGAUUCGCAAAUUUGGUGACCUGAUACGGUACACCUUUUUGCAUUAUACAGUUGAUGAACCAAUAUGGAUUGCGAUUAACCUCAUGACAGGUAUCUUCUGUACGUUGGGUUCUCAAGGCGGUACACUGAUCAGGACUGUAUCGUUUUGCCUCAGCUCGCUGAGCAUACAUUCGACUGUGAUGUCUAUUUGGACCGACUAUCGAUGGUUUUCGAAUGCUGUUUUGGGUUCCAAAACUUAUGUAAUACACUUCGGAAUUGAUCAUUUUCAAUUGCUUGCAGCAUUCAAAAUUGUGGCUGGUAUGAGCUCCGUUGAGCACUCACCUGGUACAUUGCUGUUUUUCAAUUUAUCACUUGGCGUUGCUCAUGCAAUCAUACUUAUCAGCCUAUCGAUCAUUCUCAUCACUUCUAUCGGUCAAGCGAUCGAAUUGAAGCUCUCUUCGAGAGUUCGACUUUUCUUCUUCUCUUCAAGUGUUUGUGCGGGUUGUAUAGCCGUUGUGCUAUUGCUGAUCGAUAUUAUAUCAGCGAGUGUUGAGGCGUUCUAUCGAAUGUUCCAUGGUACCGAGCAAAAAACACCAUUUCUGGUUUUCAUGAGUGCCAUUUUCAUGCUAUUAUCCACACGCUCACCGACGAACAAUUUUAUUUUGCCUGCACUGUACGAAGUCACCUCAUUGCUACUGACCAUACAAUCCACAUGUUUCCUGCUAGUCUCAUACAACUAUCUCUCAUGGAAUGGAUAUUUCUCGGAAGAACUCUGUGAACUGUUCUUCCACGGA